Molecule: messenger RNA, 2333 nt
Organism: Schizophyllum commune H4-8
Lineage: Eukaryota; Fungi; Basidiomycota; Agaricomycetes; Agaricales; Schizophyllaceae
Exons: 4
Coding region: 385-1968 (527 amino acids)
Source: RefSeq, a predicted model, not a curated record
CCGCAUGGUCAUCCAUUUGUCGCCCAGCGGCGCUCAGCGUUGCUCGGGCUCGAAGACAGAUCUACGAACCAGAGAUACUCACCCGAUGGAUGUGGCAUCCAGGAGCGCUCUUCUCGUCGUAGAUGCAAAACACGCUAAAACGCCAACAGUACCGGAAUGAUCACUUGAUUGAACUUGAUUCCUGCGGACCCUCUGCACCGUACAGGUACCGUAUGCGCAACGUCUGGUCAGGACUGUCAGGCUUCAUUCAAGUGGGGCUACGCCCAUCUGCUCUUUGUGGACCUUCUUCCGUCGUUUCCGAGUCCAAGCAAGGCAAUCAUGCGCGGAGGCGCUUGGGAAGGGCGCUGAAGGGGGUGAUGUUUCAACGCACUCUUAUCUAAGCACAUGCCCUGCCCUCGAACAGCAACAUCACCGAUCGCCCACCCUGGUUAUUGCGCUCACUACCAGCGGCACCGCCCGCUAGCGCCCAAGCGCUCAUUCGCCUCUUCUCCUCCUCCCCCUCCAUCCCCCCUCUACCACACUUACACCUGCGGGCCGAUGCUCCGUCACUCGUUUCUAGCCUGGCUCGCUGUGGCGUCCUGCGCGCACGCCGCGGUCCGGAAUGUGACCGUCGACGACAGCGGGAAGGACGAGCUCACCGGAAACGAGAUCACGUAUUACCCGACCGGCGCCUGGAACGACGCGAGCGACUGCGACGGGUGCACCGCCCACCCGGCGGAGACGAAUCUGGUUGGCGGGACCUGGCAUGAUAGCACGUUCAACAAGCAGCCAGGAAGUAAUGACUUCCCUAAUGAGCCGCUUUACGCGUCGUUCCAGUUCACGGGGACGGCGGUAUACGUGUUCUGCGUGCUCGCCAGGUCAUCAAGUUCGCCGACAGGUAAUUCGGACAUGACCUUCUGGAUCGACGACAACAUCGCCGGCACCUUCGCCAAGAUUGCGCCAGGGGAGGCGGGGUACGACUACAACAUGUCCGUAUUCUCGCACGACUCGCUCGAAAAUGGACGGCACAACCUGACCAUUCAGAAUGGGCACGUCGACGGGGUCAAGUCGCUCAUUCUGCUAGACUACAUCGUGUAUACGUACGACGAUGACACUAGCAGUGGCAGCAGCAAUUCCACCAGUUCCGACGGCGACACCGCCAACCAGUCGGCAUCCUCGGACUCGACGUCAACCGAUCACACAACUGUCAUCGUCGCCGUCGUCGUGCCCGUCGUUUGCGUGCUCGCACUGAUCGGGGUCGGCGUGUUCUUCUGGCGCAAGCGGAAGCAGGAGGCGGACAAGCCCCCCAUGCGCUUGGCGAGCCCGGAACCGUUCACCGACCCUGCUUGGGCGGGCAACGCGCCGGCGUCGCAGGCACAGUACGCACAGCCAUCGCCAGGGCAGCAGUACCCCACGCAGGCAGGCUACACGCCUCAAGGGCAAGCGCAAGCGCCCUAUGGCGCGUACGCGAACCAGUACUCCCCGACCGAUGCCGCAUCGUCGUACUAUCCACCUGCGGUGGUGGGCGGUGUCAUGACCUACCCGCCGAGCUCGAGCUCGCAUCCCUCGCAAGCGCAUCCGCCUCAGUCCGAGGCUGACUCCGCUUGGUCCGCGUCUGGACUAUACAGAAACCCAUCACAAGCGGCGCUAUCGCAGGCAGGCUCCCAAGCUAUGUCCUCGGGUUCCGGCUCCGCGUCAGGCUCUGCGACGCAGGCGUACGGCUCGCAGGUCGGAUAUCUGCCACAUCAUGGGAAGCAGAUCGAGGUAGGAUCAGCGGUGUCGGGCACGGACUCAAUGACGCAUCGGACGCAGCCGUCAACAGAAGCAAUGGGCGCUAGCGGGUCUGCCGGUCCAGUGCAUCAAUCGCACGAACAGGCUGCCGAACACGCUGACCUUGAUGCCCCUCCACCGGCAUACGAGGACGAUGCGUCAGGAUCAACAUCGGCAGCUGCGAUUCAGGCGCGACGGAAUGCGGAUAGGAAGAGGUAAAUGGCAAGCCAUCGUUCCCGUGUCGCUUCGCUUGAUUUUCUUCUUGAUGUGUCUUGCUGUCUCGUGUUGCUCCCUAUAUUAAGCUUACGCACCUUCUUUAAAAUAUAUAUCGUCACGGCUUUCUGUGUAUACUCAUUUUACGACCGACCUGCGCUUUUUUGCAAAGAUUACCCUUCUUUAUCCCCUGGCGCGGCGUCGCGCUGCUGUGUCAAAUCUGCUAUGUUGACUCAGCGCGACGUCGUAUACCUUGGGCUCUGGGCCGCGGUCUUUUCACUUCUGUGCUAAUAUGUGCCGGACGCUUUCUGUCGUUUAUCAACUUCUCUCGCUGUGUUGGGUUAUAUUGAAGCUGGCACUUGGGUCAUGUA